Messenger RNA from Ostrea edulis (European flat oyster), 1361 nucleotides. RefSeq names its product 3-oxoacyl-[acyl-carrier-protein] reductase FabG-like. The transcript has 9 exons. NCBI's taxonomy places the organism in Eukaryota, Metazoa, Mollusca, Bivalvia, Ostreida, Ostreidae. Gene Ontology annotation, molecular function: oxidoreductase activity. The record is from RefSeq and is a predicted model, not a curated record. Bases 45 to 827 code for a protein of 260 amino acids.
CGGUCUUGCAUUUAUGGUGCGCUGUGAACAACCGACUAUUAAUCAUGGCAUCGAUAGCUAGAUUAGACGGAAAAGUCGCAUUGAUUACAGGGGCCAGUUCCGGUAUUGGGGCAGGGACAGCCAUUUUGUUUAGUAAACUUGGUGCAGAGGUAGCCAUCACAGGCAGAAAUGUUGACAAUCUGGCAAAAACAGCUGCCGAGUGUGAAAAGGGAAACGGAAAAAAGCCGUUUACUCUCAACGGUGAUCUAACAAAUGAAGAUUUUGUGAAGCAACUUGUGGAUGAAACAGUAAAGCAUUAUGGGAAGUUGGACAUACUGGUCAAUGAUGCCGGAAUAGUGAAAACUGGAACCAUUGAAACAACGACACUGGAGCAGUAUGAUGAAGUUAUGAACAUUAAUGUCAGAUCUAUAUAUCAUCUGACUAUGCUUGCAGUUCCUCAUUUGGUCAAAACAAAAGGAAGCAUUGUCAAUGUAUCGAGUGUGAAUGGCGUUAGAUCAUUUGGUGGCGUUUUGUCAUACUGUAUGUCUAAGAGUGCCAUCGAUCAGUUUACCAGAUGUACUGCGAUAGAGUUGGCCCCAAAGCAGGUCAGGGUAAACAGUGUAAACCCUGGUGUGACCAUCACUGAGAUCCACAAGAGAGGGGGCAUGGAUGAGGAGGCCUAUCAAAAGUUUCUAGAGCGCUCCAAAACAACACAUGCGCUAGGACGGCCCGGUCAGGUGGAGGAGGUGGCCAAUGCGAUUGCUUUCCUGGCUUCAGACAGUGCUUCCUUCAUCACAGGAGUACAAUUACCAGUGGAUGGCGGUAGACACGCUCUUUGUCCACGAUAGGCAUGCAGAUAAACAGAUUCCAAAGAAAACUUACAGAAAAAAUGAACUCAGAAAAAUUGUUAAUCUGGAUUUUUAUUGUGAGAUCAGUCGAGUGGGCAGUUGAUUAGCAUUUUUUGCAAAAUGAUCCUUUGAUGUGAUGAUUGCAUGAGAAAAUGAAAAUUUAUAAAAAUGAGUAGCAGACAUGUAUAUGUGGUAUGGGAGUAUUGAAAAUUACAUUAAUUUUGUAUAUUCCAAAAUCAUACAUUUUGUAGUGCUGUUUACUGUAACGUACAGAUAUAGUCUCCUGAAAACAGGCUUUGGGAUUUGGUUUUAGUGUCUUUUUCUUCUCAUUUCUUACAUUGGAAAGUUGGUGCAUGUAAACCAAUAAUCUAGUCUUAGCUUAUCUACAUAUUAUAUCACCCAUGAGAGUCAGUCACCAAACACAUUUUGAUUUAUUUCUGAUAAAACAUGAUGCAGAAUAAAUAUUAAUUCUGAUGGUAACCUGUGAUAAAACGUGAUACAGAAUAAAGAUUAAAAUAAUAAUAUAAGCAGAAA